AACUAUGAAGAGAAAUACCCCGAGGAUCCCAUCUAUGAAGAAACAGCACCGAAUGCGAGGGUUUGGAGAACGUACGAAGAUGAAAGCAGGAAUCACGAUGCCAACAUGGUCGAAGAAUCUCGAGAUAAUGUCGAUGUAUUGCUCGUCUUCGCGGGUCUCUUCUCAGCGGUUGUGACGACAUUUGUGGCCCAGACAUCGCAGAGUUUGCAGCCAGACUACGCCGCCAUGUCGGCGUCUCUACUCUAUGAAUCGGUCCUUGUCCAACGCGCUAUUGCCAACGGUUCCCCGGUCGAUGCCAUCGUCCCUUCUUCCCUCAACCCCACCAUUGCUUUUGUUCCCGCUACCACGGACGUCUGGGUGAAUGGGCUCUGGUUCACAAGCCUGUUCCUAAGCCUGACGACUGCACUCGUCGCCGUACUUGUUAAGCAGUGGCUGCACCACUAUGUUGCCCUCCCUUCUGGCACACCGCGCGAUCGCAGUUUUACUCGCCAGUUCCGAUAUGCCGGCUUUCAAAAGUGGCAUGUACAGGUUAUCGUAGGACUUCUCCCUGUCCUGAUGCACCUCGCUCUCGCCAUUUUUCUCAGCGGUUUGGUGAUUUUCCUCCAUCCACUC
This is a messenger RNA of Desarmillaria tabescens, 612 nucleotides long. RefSeq lists its product as uncharacterized. Lineage: Eukaryota; Fungi; Basidiomycota; Agaricomycetes; Agaricales; Physalacriaceae. The record is from RefSeq and is a predicted model, not a curated record. The annotation marks the transcript as partial. The transcript is spliced from 2 exons.